Molecule: messenger RNA, 909 nt
Organism: Gryllus bimaculatus (two-spotted cricket)
Lineage: Eukaryota; Metazoa; Arthropoda; Insecta; Orthoptera; Gryllidae
Source: the annotation of a GenBank genome assembly
AUGCACGUUGUAGCGCUGCUGUUCUUUUCGGCCACUCGUGAGGUGGCUGCGCCCCGCUUCGGUGUGCUUGAAGGCGUGCGGUGCCUGUUGCAGCAGCUGCAGGCGACGACGCCCGCGCCCUCGCCCUCGGAGGAGGCGCGCGCCAGCUCGUCCUCGCCCUCGCCCUCGCCGUCGGCCGCCGGCAGCGCGCAGGCGUGGCGCCGCGUCGCCUCCGCCACCACGCAGCGCCCGCAGGUCACGCUCUCCCUCCCGCAGUACUCGAUCGACUGCGCGGAGGGCCUGUCGUGCAGCGAGACGAUCGCCGUGGACGCCGCCACGCAGCCGCCCACCUUCAAGCCCUACCCGCAGGAUGUGCUGGACAAGUUCCUGCGCGACUUCGCCCACGCCCAGCGCCUCCCCGACCAGCACGCCAGGCCGACGGAGGGGAGCGUGGAGCGCGCGACGAACCGCCUGGCCAACCUGUACCUGGAGCACGAGGGGGCGGCGGGGGCGGAGGGCGAGGCGGAGAUCGAGGGGGAGGCGAGCGGGGAGGAGGAGGGGGAGGAGGAAGGCGGAGCGCGAGGGCGGGAGAGCAGGGCAAGUCGCGCUGCACCUGCUCUCGCGCAGCAACACCACCACCCCUAUGACGACCGCGACGGCUGGUGUCGCUGGAGCCCGUUCCGUGGUCCACCAGCAAGGUGGCCAGUGGCACGCCACGCGCACCAAGCGGCCCCCACCACAAGCCGCCCAACAGGUACGGCGAGCGCGCCACAACCCGGCCACUAUGCCGACAGAAAGUCGCGCCCACACCCGGCCACAGCUACACCACAGGCGCGCCACCGCACACCAGUCCACCUUGCUCAAACAACGCUCCAGCCCCAACCCCUGGCCACAGCUACACAGGCACGCCUAACCUCACUCAGGCACUAG